Messenger RNA from Manihot esculenta (cassava), 1692 nucleotides. RefSeq names its product probable choline kinase 2. The transcript is spliced from 8 exons. Gene Ontology annotation, biological process: phosphatidylcholine biosynthetic process; phosphatidylethanolamine biosynthetic process. Gene Ontology annotation, molecular function: choline kinase activity; ethanolamine kinase activity. Bases 435 to 1493 code for a protein of 352 amino acids. Gene Ontology annotation, cellular component: cytoplasm. The record is from RefSeq and is a predicted model, not a curated record. Lineage: Eukaryota; Viridiplantae; Streptophyta; Magnoliopsida; Malpighiales; Euphorbiaceae.
CGGAAUCUUUUCUUCCUUUCUCCACCGUCACUAGCCACGUUGCACUUUUCACGUGAUCACCCGCUGUGUCAGAUGCCGCCGAUCUCCCACGUAGCCUCUUUACGUCACGCUUUUUCAAAUCUUUCCGGCAUAUCCAACGGUUCUAAUUCAUUCUUAUCAUCGCUCUCUCAGUCUCAGAUUCCCCAACUAUUACACCCCACUGCCUCCCUUCCUCUUCUCCCGCGAAAUUCCCAACCGUACGGCGACGAAAAACAAAAAUCUCCGGCUACCAAAGGAAGCUCUCUCUCUGUCUUCCAUCCUCCGCUUUGCUUCCCUUUCAUUUUGUAUCAACCGUUAAAAAGAAAAAAGAGAUCAGACUCUUCCAAAAGUAAGUGCUGCGUGGAGUGAGUUUACAUUGUUUUGUGAGUUUUUGUGGGUAUUUUUCUUUUUCUGUCAUGGGUGUUGUGCAAAAUCCUGUGGCGAACAAAGAAGAUAGUAUACCAGGAGAGGCUAAGGAAAUAUUGAAGUCAUUGGCGUCCAAGUGGGAGGAUGUGCUUGAUGCUAAUGCAUUGCAGGUGAUCCCUCUUAAGGGGGCAAUGACCAAUCAGGUCUUUCAGAUUAAGUGGCCAACAAAGGCGGAGCGACGCUCACAUAAGGUUCUGAUGAGGAUUUAUGGUGAUGGUGUGGAGGUCUUCUUUGACAGGGAUGACGAGAUCCGGACAUUUGAGUUCAUGUCUAAACAAGGGCAGGGUCCUCGUCUACUGGGCCGGUUUGCAAAUGGGCGAAUUGAAGAGUUCAUACAUGCCAGGACGCUGUCUGCAUCUGAUUUGCGUGAUCCUGAUAUAUCCUCUCUCAUAGCAGCUAAAUUGAAGGAGUUCCAUGAUCUUCCAAUGCCUGGUCCGAAGAAUGUGUCCUUGUGGGUUAGGUUGCGAAACUGGCUGAAAACAGCUAAGAGUGUGUGUCCUUCUGAAGAAGCUAAAGCCAUUCGAUUGGAUGCCAUUGAACAGGAAAUUUCCUUACUGGAAAAGGUGCUCUCGGGAGAUCAAAGAAUUGGUUUCUGUCAUAAUGAUUUACAAUAUGGUAACAUAAUGAUCGAUGAAGAGACAAAAGCAAUUACCAUAAUUGAUUAUGAAUAUGCAAGUUACAAUCCUAUUGCCUUUGAUAUAGCAAACCACUUCUGUGAGAUGGCUGCUGACUAUCACAGUGAUACACCUCAUGUCAUGGACUAUAGUAAAUAUCCUGGUUCGGAGGAGCGUCAAAGGUUUCUGCAUGUGUAUCUGAGUUCUUCAGGUGGUCAAGCUAAAGAUAUCGAGGGGAAGCGGCUUUUGGAUGAUGUUGAGAAGUACACGCUUGCAAGCCAUUUGUUUUGGGGUUUGUGGGGCAUAAUAUCAGAACAUGUGAAUAAAAUUGACUUUGACUACAUGGCAUAUGCAAGGCAGAGGUUUGAACAGUACUGGUUAAGGAAGCCUCAGCUAUUGGGUUAUUUGAUUGGGAAGGAGGGAGGAACUAGCUGAUUGUCCGUCUGAUGGUUAUAUUAUGUAGUUGAUAAGUGGCUUUCUCCUCCUUAGUGCUUUGUUGACAGUUGCUUUGUAUUUCUUAAGAAAUUUUGAAUAAUUUGUUUAUUAUUUCCACAAAUAUGUUACAUUUGGAAACAUUGUUGUUUCAGGCAUAAUGCUCCUUUGUCUAUAUAAAAAAAACGCUAUUCUAGGGACC